AUGGCCACCACAUUACCUCAAGAUUCUGCUGAUGGUUCAAAUCCCCCAUUUCCAAAUACAACAUCCUCUAAAACUUCAUUUGAUUUAGAACCAAAUCCUUUUGAAAGAAGUUUUGCCACAAAGGAAAAUCAUCACCCACACCAUCAACAUCAUGGAUCACAUGGCGGCGCUCCUAAUAUUGCUGCUGCUUCACCUCAAAUUUUGACACCAGGUGGAAGAAAACUACCUCCUUUAGUUUUAUCACCAAAUGUUCAAUCAAGUUGGACUGCAAACAACUUUGGUAGAACUGGGUUAACACCAAAUGAAUCUGGUCUUAGAACUGGAUUAACACCUGGCGGCCCUGGUAUUCAUUCAUUAAAUGGGAUCUCAUUACCUGGUUUAAAUACACCUGGCUCAUUGGGAUUUUCUGGUUUCACUCCUGGGUUAAGUUCAUUAUUAGGUACUUCUACAACAGGUGAACAUGGUCACAUUUUAGGUGUAUCUUCUAACCAAAAUCAAACUCAACAACAAGUUACACAUAAUAUCCAUCAACAACAUCAACAAGCUGCUCAUCAAAGGGCUCAACAACAAGCCGCUGUUGUUGCAUCUGAAAAUGCACAAUCAAAUGGUGGAAAUGCUAAUGGGGUAGCAGCACAACAAGCGCCUGUGCAGAAUAUAAAUCAUGAGAUCAAUUCAGCUCGCUCUUCAUUGCAUCAAUCACCAAUUGUUCAGCAACAACAAGCACCAAAUCCACCAGUAAUAAAAGAACAAGCAUCAAAAGUUGAACAACAGCCUCAACCACAACCACAACCUUCAAAGAGAGGUAGAAAGAAAGGAUCAACAAACAAAGCUGCUAAAAUAAAGAAUGAAGAUGAAUCAGGACCAAAACGUAAAAAGGCUAAAGCUGAUACCAAAAAUUCGAAUACUUCUCUUGACUCAACAACAACAUUAAAUGAUGAGGACGACGAGGAUGAUGAUAAAGACGACGAUGCUAAAACUGAACAUAUGACUGAAGCUGAAAAGAGAAAACAUUUUUUGGAAAGAAAUAGAGUUGCUGCAUCAAAAUGUAGACAAAGAAAGAAGCAACUGGUUGCAAAAAUGGAAACUGAUUUGAAUUUUUAUCUAAACGAAUAUAAUAACCUAACUGCUACAAUUGAUCAAUUAAAAGAUCAAUCAGUGACUCUUAGACAAUAUUUAAUCAAUAAUAAUAAAGCUGGAGCUACUGGUGGCUCAUUAAAUAAUGACAUUUUACUUUCAGUGGAAAAUCUGUUAACUAUAAUUAAUCAAACAAAUUAUAUGGCAAGAUUAAGAGGUAAUGCACCAUCAGAUAUUAUACCCACAAUUCAACCAAUUAAUCCCUCUUUAGUUCAACCUGAAUCUCAACCACAUCAAAUCCAACAACAACAACAACAACAACAACAACAACAACAACAACAACAACAACCAAUCCCACAACAAAUUCCUCAGCAGCAACAAAAUCAAAAUGGAUUUAUCCCACCACCACCACAACAACAAGUCCAACAACAUCAUCAACAAGUCCAACAACAACCUCAUCCCCAGGAUAUGACUCAUAAUUCAUUACCAAAUACUCUACCAAAUACUGUUCCAAAUACCGUUCCAAAUUCUGUACCAGGAUCCCAACAUAACUCAUCAACAAAUUUACAAGCUUUAGGACAUAAUUCAUCAACAAAUUUACAAGCAUUAGGACAUAAUUCGUCAACAAAUUUACAAGCAUUAGGUAACAAUGCUAAAUUGCAACAUCAAUUUCAACAACAGCAACAGCAAAUACAACAAAAUUUGAAUGGUUCAAACUCAGCACCUCCUGUUAUGGCGAAUGGUAAUAGUAUACCUGUUGCAAACGGUAAUAAUGGGGUUAAUUUGGCCUUAUUCUAA
Hansenula ciferrii is the source of this 1872-nucleotide messenger RNA. It is a transcript of the gene SKO1, whose product is annotated as Sko1p. Bases 1 to 1872 code for a protein of 623 amino acids. Gene Ontology annotation, biological process: regulation of transcription by RNA polymerase II. The transcript has a single exon. Gene Ontology annotation, molecular function: DNA-binding transcription factor activity, RNA polymerase II-specific; RNA polymerase II cis-regulatory region sequence-specific DNA binding. The record is from RefSeq and is a predicted model, not a curated record. NCBI's taxonomy places the organism in Eukaryota, Fungi, Ascomycota, Saccharomycetes, Phaffomycetales, Wickerhamomycetaceae.